AUGACAGUGCAAUUGAAUAUCGGCGGCAUCAUAUUCAGAACAGCGAGAACGACAUUAACUGUAAAAGCGCGUGAAAAUCUACUCGCACUUAAGGCUGAAAAGAUGAAUGCCGCUUAUCUCGUGUUCGCCGAUCGCUCACCAAAACAUUUCGAUCUCAUUCUAAGCUCCAUUUGUUAUGGGAACGAUAUAGAUCUUCCCGAUUCAGAGGAGGAGUUGGAAGAAAUUAAAAUAGAAGCAAAGUUCUACGAAUUGAACGAUUUGGUCGAAAAAUGUGAUGAAAGAUUAUCGAUUAUCGAGGGAAAUAACCCAAUCAAUAGUGAAAAAGAGCUAAAUCAGAAAAUCGCCUGUCUCGGAAGUGUGACCAAUGAUCGUCAUUCGGUUGAACCGAAUCGGUUCAAUUCAAAACACUGGGGAGAAGUAUUCCACUCAACUGAUACUCUAACCCUCGUCAAUCAAUAUAAAUCAGUCUUUGACAUCUAUUUCAUGCCAUUAGCCGACCACACUCUUCCAAACUGUGCCGUAAUUUCCGACGCCCGAUGCAACAAGACUUUUAUUAAAUAUCUCGAAAAACGAAUCACUUCUUUUCUGGCUAAGAUAUUUAAUUGUUAUAUCCCAUUUCUUGUUAAGUAA
Caenorhabditis remanei is the source of this 630-nucleotide messenger RNA. RefSeq lists its product as uncharacterized. Gene Ontology annotation, biological process: protein homooligomerization. Gene Ontology annotation, molecular function: protein binding. The record is from RefSeq and is a predicted model, not a curated record. NCBI's taxonomy places the organism in Eukaryota, Metazoa, Nematoda, Chromadorea, Rhabditida, Rhabditidae. The transcript has 4 exons. The coding region runs from base 1 to 630 and encodes 209 amino acids.